AUGGAUGGCGCGGCGGCGAACGGGGGGCAGGCGGCGCCGUGCAGGGCGAGCGGGACGCGGUGGACGCCGACGGCGGAGCAGGUGCGGAUCCUGCGGGAGCUCUACUACGGCCUCGGGAUCCGGUCGCCCAACGCGGAGCAGAUCCAGCGGAUCGCGGGCAGGCUCAGGCAGUACGGCCGGAUCGAGGGGAAGAACGUCUUCUACUGGUUCCAGAACCACAAGGCCCGGGAACGGCACAAGAAGCGCCUCACCACCAUCGACGUCUCCCCCAACAACAACGACAGCAACAACAACUGCAGCAACAAUGCCUCCAUCCUCUCCCUCUCCCCUUCAUCAGGUGCGGCGGCCGGCUUGUACGGCGCCGGCAGCAAUGGCGGUGGCGGCUCGGCUCAUCUGCAGAUGGAUGCGAAUGCGAGUGCUACUUGCUGGGACGUCGGCAGCAACGCCGCCAUGGCCAACGACAGAAGCUUCAUGCAGCUGCUGCAGGAGCAGGACUACAUGGGCGUGAGGACGAGCACGGCCGCCAUGGCACCCACGCCGUGGCCGGCAUGCUUCCCGGCCUUCUCCCCGUAUCAGCCACCGCCGGCGCGGGAGCCCGAGACGCUGCCGCUCUUCCCCACCGGCGGCGGCAGCAGCGGAGGCCACCAAGAAAUCGUCAACGGCGUCCAUGGCGGAAGCUACCAGCUGCUGCAGUCCAACUCCCAGCAGCUGUGCUGGGGGCAGCAACAUCAUCAUCAUCAUCAGCUGCUGCUGCAAGAGCAGCAGAACUACCAGUACAGCUCUUACAGCAGCAACAACCAGCUGAUGAUGCCCACCCAAGACGCAGCAGCAGCAGCCUCCUUGGAGCUCACUCUCAGCUCACAUUACCCUGCAGGGUCAUCCAUGUGAGAGGGGAACAGCACCACCUCACUUGCCUUCUGAGCACUCCUGUCAUUGUCCUAGCUGCUAGAAGCAUAUAUAGAAGCAUGUCUGAAACCUAUAGUGGUAGCAGUAUUAACUCAACUGGUAGUGUACCUACGUAGUGUGGUCCUGAACCUGAGAGAACUGGUAGUGUUGCAUUGCAACUGCAUAUGCCAACAGGUGCAGUUUGAGUUUAGUAGAGCCAAGCUGAACUAGCUUACAAAACAACAGUGUGCAAUUUGAGGUAGCACACAAACAGUUGUGCCAAAGCAAGCCUAGCUUUGUGCUUCUCUCUCCCAUUUUAUGGG
Messenger RNA from Brachypodium distachyon (stiff brome), 1208 nucleotides. RefSeq names its product WUSCHEL-related homeobox 1B-like. The record is from RefSeq and is a predicted model, not a curated record. The transcript has 3 exons. The coding region runs from base 1 to 888 and encodes 295 amino acids. Gene Ontology annotation, molecular function: DNA-binding transcription factor activity; DNA binding. Lineage: Eukaryota; Viridiplantae; Streptophyta; Magnoliopsida; Poales; Poaceae. Gene Ontology annotation, biological process: plant organ development.